Messenger RNA from Magnolia sinica, 2230 nucleotides. Its product is annotated as scarecrow-like protein 23. NCBI's taxonomy places the organism in Eukaryota, Viridiplantae, Streptophyta, Magnoliopsida, Magnoliales, Magnoliaceae. The coding region runs from base 336 to 1739 and encodes 467 amino acids. Gene Ontology annotation, molecular function: sequence-specific DNA binding; DNA-binding transcription factor activity. The record is from RefSeq and is a predicted model, not a curated record. Gene Ontology annotation, biological process: bundle sheath cell fate specification; regulation of DNA-templated transcription; leaf development. The transcript has a single exon. Gene Ontology annotation, cellular component: nucleus.
GAAGAAGAGAACCCCAUCCGACGUUUCCAACCAAAAGUCCAAAACAGAGACGGCUGACUUAACGGCAAGCAAACGGACGUCAACUACAACAACGACGACGAGGACGACGACGAUAACAGAGCAACCAACCCAGCUGCACGAAUAUGUUCAAGGCGCCCACGCUUUGUGUGUGCUAGGUCUGUUCAGCGACUUUCUGUCACUCCAUCUCUCUACCUCUCUCGUCUCUGCCUGCAACCCCUUUUUGUCUUGUAGCGGUAAGAAUAACUAAAAACAAAAGUCUUCGCCACAAUCAUAAGACCCGAAACAUAUCGCCUGAUACUCUCUCCCCCAAAAUCAUGCUGGGAAGCCUUCUCUCGCAAUCCCCUUCAUAUUCGAAAGACCCAAAUUCAGAACCAGCCAUGAAAUCGAAGCGCUCCAAUCGUGAUUCUCCUUCAGACAUAGAAGAAGACGAAGAGGAGGAGGAAGAAGAGCCCGAAGCAGAAGCAGAAUCUUUUGAACAUAAAUCCCGCAAGCGCCAUCAUAGAGAAGCUACGAAUUCCUCCCAAAAAAUCCCAGAAGAAGCCGACGGUGAUGAAGAAAAUGAAACUGGAGAAUCGAGUGGCCUCCGUCUCCUCGGCCUCCUGCUGCAGUGCGCCGAGGCGGUGUCCUCCGACAAUCUCGAUGAAGCGAGCGAUCUCCUACCUCAGAUCUUCGAGUUGUCUUCCCCCUUCGGAUCAUCUCCUGAGCGCGUCGCUGCCUACUUCGCGGACGCACUCCACGCCCGCAUCGUCAGCUCCUUCCUCGGCACCUACUCCCCUCUCUCACUCAGGAACCUGGUCCUCUCCCAAACCCAGAAAAUCAGCCAAGCCUUCCAGUCCUACAAUUCGAUCAGCCCCCUGAUCAAAUUCUCCCACUUCACGUCAAACCAAGCCAUAUUCCAGGCGCUGGAUGGGGAGGAUCGCGUCCACAUCAUCGAUCUAGACAUAAUGCAGGGCCUCCAGUGGCCGGGCCUAUUCCACAUACUCGCGUCGCGGACAAGGAAGAUCCAGUCGCUUAGGAUCACCGGGUUCGGAACGUCCGCCGAGCUGCUGAACGCGACGGGAAAACGGCUGUCUGAUUUCGCGUGCUCCCUGGGGUUACCGUUCGAAUUCAACCCUCUGGAAGGGAAGAUAGGGAACGUGGCCGAUCUGAGAAGCUUGGGUGCCAGGCAUGAUCAGGAAGUGACGGUCGUCCAUUGGAUGCAUCACUGUCUGUACGACAUAACGGGAUCGGACUUGGGGACCCUAAAGCUGCUGAAGUUGCUGAGGCCGAAGCUGGUGACCAUAAUCGAGCAGGAUUUGAGCCAUGCGGGGAGCUUUCUGGGAAGAUUUGUGGAGGCAUUGCAUUACUACUCGGCGCUGUUCGAUGCUUUGGGGGAUGGGUUGGGAGGGGAUAACUGGCAGAGGCAUGUGGUGGAGCAGCAGGUAUUUGGGUGCGAGAUCAGGAACAUUGUGGCGGUGGGUGGACCCAAAAGGACAGGGGAAGUGAAGGUGGAGAGGUGGGGGGACGAGCUUAAGAGGAUUGGUUUUGGUUUGGUCUCUUUGGGUGGGAAUCCAGCCGCACAGGCUAGCCUGCUUUUGGGCAUGUUCCCUUGGAAGGGAUACACAUUGGUGGAGGAUGGUGGAUGUUUGAAGAUUGGGUGGAAGGAUCUCUCUUUGUUAACUGCCUCGGCCUGGCAGCCUCUAUUAUCUCUAGAGGAUUCCCACACAUCCAAGGACUAGUCUCUCUGCAUGUGUGGGUGGGUGGUAGAUUUCUUCUCAACUCCUGCCUUCUCCUUUCUCUCUCUUAAUUCUUUUCUAUUUAUAUAUGGAUUGUAUCUAUGUAUGUAUAUGCACAACGCUUUGAAUCCAAGUUAGCCUCUCGGGUUGUUCAUAGUCAUAUAUGAGUUGAGGCAACUAGGCUGCUCCCGAUGCACAAAAGUUCAAGCUAAAUGAUGCCUUCCAUGUGCUGGUGAUGGCUAGUAGCCUCAAAUAAUAGUUUCGAGGUAAUUGUAAUUUUGAAUGCUUGGGAAUAAAUAGUUGAUGGAUUGACGCAGGACUGUUUUUAGGUGUCUUACGGUAAUUAGGCUCAUUUGAUUGUAGGGGAGUAUACUCGCUGCUUUUUUAUGCUUAUUGGGAAAUGUUAGUAUUUCUUGGAAAUGACUAAUUUUUGUUUGAUUUAUACACAGGCCUUUUUCUGGAGAAUAUUAGAAAAGUUAAAAGUUUUCUUUCGA